AUGACGCUGCGCGGGCUUGUGCGGCCGGGCGAUGAGGUGGUGGUGGUGAGCGCGGUGCCCGGGUCGGCGGACUCGCUGGCGAUGCCGAGCGCGCUGGUGGGCGAGACGGAGUUGUCUGCGCUGGCGCGGUUUGUGGCCAACGAGGAGGCCAAGGCGCGUGAGCUCGUGACCGAGGUUGCGGCGGGAAUGAGCCAGUUGCACUCGGGCGAGGUGAGGGCCAGGGCUGAGAUGCUUCUGGGAGUGCCCAAGGACGAGCUGAUCAAGCGAGCGUCGGCCGAGGACGUCGACGUGGUGGUUGUGGGCUCGCGCGGGCAUGGGACGAUCAAGCGGACGCUGCUGGGCUCGAUGUCGACGGCGCUCCUGCACCAGUGCCACAAGUCUAUUCUUGUUGUCCGCGAGCCGCCUGCGGCCGACGAGCAUCUGCAUGCGCGGCGGUGGCUGGUGGGGCUGGACGACUCGACGGCGGCGCUGGCGGCGCUCGAGGGCGUGACGGCCAUAGCAGGCAAGCAAGAGCACAUCUUUCUGGUCUCGGCCUUUCAGCCGUUCUUUGGCCUCCACGACGAUCUCGAUGCGUGGCUCGGCAACGAGGAGACGCGCAACGUGUACGUCACCGAGGCUGUCCUCGCCCUCGAGGCCAAGCACCAGGAGCGGCUGGUCAAGGCCGGUCUCCAGUGCUCGGCCUCGUUCCGCAUCGGCGAUCCGCGCAAGGUCCUUGUCGAGGAGGCCAAGGCCAACAAGGUCGACAUCCUUGUGGUUGGCACCCGGUCGAUGGGCGCCAUGGCCCGCCUCGUUCUCGGCUCCACCGCCACCCACAUCAUUCACUCGGCCGAGACGCCUGCCAUCUUUGUUAUCCGCUACGCCCACGAGGAGGACGAAGAGGCGGUCUCGCAUGCAGUGCUGAGCGCACGCGCGGCCGAGCUGUGCGCCGGGAGCGAGUUUGUCAUCAUGGUCACCUCGCGGUCGGCCAACUCGUACGGCGUCCAGCUGGAGAUCCGUGCCUCUCACGGGCUUGGACUCGGGCCCGGGCACGGCGACGAUGGCCACGAUCACGUCCCUAGCGACGACGAGGACGGAUCGACCAUGGUUGCGUUGGUGAAGAGUGUGGUGGCCAUGGGGAUGGCGGUGAACGAGGCCAUGGCCGAGGCUGGGUCGGAUCUCCGCUUGCCCACAGUCUUUAUGCUCGCAGACAACGCGCUGACUUGGCCGGCCUUGCAGCUGCUCUUCACGGCGCUCGCCGAUCCACUUGUUGCCUCCUCGCUCGACGUCAUCAUCUUGAAGGCCUUCCGCAACGCGCUGGCCGGCCCGCCACCGGCUGUCUUCUCGGCCGUCCUCACCCUGCAUUCCCUCCGCGAGCUGCACUUUUCGCACAACGAGCUCGACACAAGCGCCGCCAAGGCGCUGGCUUUCAUGGCGGCCGAUGCGCAGGAGGCCAAGGCUGCCGCCGUCCCCCUCUGGCUCCGUAUCGAGUUCAACGUGGCCAAAGCCAAGGCUCUGGUCAAGGCCCUCGACAACGCCCAUGUCUCGCACUGCAUCGUCUCGCAGAUGGACCGCCACGCCCGUCGCUGCUCGCCCAAGCGCUGCGCCGCCAGCCCGACACCGCUGUUGCACCUGCCGUACCUGUAUGCACAGCGGACGGCGCUACCGCACCAUCGCGCGCAGUUGGUAGAUGCAUCCGCCUCGGCCUCGGCUUCAGCCCCAACACAUGCUGCCAACGUCGCCAUCGGCUCAGCAGCUGACGGUGCCGGUGGCCAGCUCCUCCUCGUUCUCGACACCAAUGCGCUCAUUCUCCUCACCCAGCGCGGUCUCUUCUCCGCACUCGUCGAGGCGCUGUUUGAUGCCUGUGACGAGAGCGAUGGCACCGAGUCGAACGACACGCCGUUCUCCUUUGCCUUUGUCGUCUGUGACGCAGUCAUGGGAGAGCUCGACGCGGUCAAGUCCUAUUCCGGCUCGCCGUCCAAGGUUCGGUCGGCCAUCGCCCGGUUUGUCAAGGACGAUCUAACCCGUUCCGCCGAGGCCGGCCUGGUCGUCUACCCAUCGCGCGCCGCCUUUGAGGGCGCGUACAAGCUCGCCGGUGACGAGUGGCACACUGCGUACCUGCCCGACAACCCGGCCUCGCUCACCACCGACAACCUGCUUGUUGACACCGUGCGUUACCAUGCAGUGCUCGCCGCGCCUGAGGAUCACAACUAUGUCCUCGUGACCGAGGAUGGCGGCAUGCUCGUCACUGCCCAGCGAAUGGGUCUUCCUGUUGUCCGCACCUCCUCGCUCGUGGAGACGCUCACUGCGCCUGAUGCCCAGCCUUGGACCGAGCUUGAUCUCCGUACCAACCUCAUUUCCGCCGUUCCCGGCCUUGGUGAGUGUCUCUCUUCGUUUGAUGAACUGCACGCCUCGGCCGCAGCCUCGGGCUUUUCUUCCAACCCGACCUCAGAGCUCGCUGCCGCCGCCGACCUGGUCGACAACCUCUGUGAGCUUCUCGCCGACGCACCGGACGACACGCUCUCGGCCGCCCGAGCCCGUGCUGCGCACUGGCGCAAGCUUGUCGAACGCAAGAGCAUGUGGAUGGCCCUAGGCUCGUCGACGCCAGCCAAGCUCGGCCGCUUUGCGUCGCCGUCGCCGUCGUCACCGUUUGGUUCGCCGUCGCAGCGUCAGUAUCGUGGGCGCGGACGUGGACGCGGACGCGGGCGCGGGCGCGGGCGCGGGCGUGGGCGCGGGAGACGUAGCAGUGGCAAGCGCGGACGCGGCGGGCGUGGUGGGCGCGGGCGUGGCCGUGGCCGCGGCUAA
Thecamonas trahens ATCC 50062 is the source of this 2781-nucleotide messenger RNA. RefSeq lists its product as uncharacterized. The transcript is spliced from 3 exons. The record is from RefSeq and is a predicted model, not a curated record. Lineage: Eukaryota; Apusomonadida; Apusomonadidae. The coding region runs from base 1 to 2781 and encodes 926 amino acids.